GGCGACAGCCACGUGACACCCGCCCACCGAGCCUUCGUUCAUUCAACUCUUCAUUGACCCGCCCAUUCGCCAACACAUCGCCAGUACUCAUAGAGUUCCCGCACCAUGCCCCCCAAGUCAUCCUCUCGACCGUCCGGCCAGGACUCUCCCGGCGCCUCCCUUACUACCCCUUUCAAGACGUCCUCACGACCAUCUGCAACCGACCCCAAACCAUCUUACAGCUCCGUGGGGCUAUCACAAGAUGCCGCUCAAGCUCAACUCGCUGUGUCAUCGCCUCUAUUCGAUCACGACAAUAUCCAGUCUCUUAGCGCUCCAGACAUGACUGCUAUUGUCCAAUCUUCCACAGAGAUUGAGCACAGAGUGGAAACCAACAUCUACAAUCCCAUCACUCGACACAACGAUCCUGAAAGACGAGUGUACCGAUUUCUGGAGGAGGUCCUCGACCAUAACCAGUCCAUGCUUGGCAUUGCUCGAUUUGCCUCUCGUCGUCAGGGUUGCCCAACGAGGCCUGUGUGCUGUGUGGUGGGAGAGAGUGAGGAGAAAUGCUACCGCACUGGUCUCGAAGACUCAGGCAAAUUGGAGGCCAAGAAUGAUCUUUUGCAUGAAGUCACCAGCAAGCUUGGUCUUAGCGAACAUAUCACUCUGCUCUACGAAUGAGUCGUUGAUACCAUCAUUGAUAUGCUACAACAGUGAUCAUGCCAAAAUGGCAAAGAUACCAAUCCGCGGAUCAUGCCCAAUCUACUAUGCAUCGGUCGCGUCAGAA
Cryptococcus amylolentus CBS 6039 is the source of this 763-nucleotide messenger RNA. RefSeq lists its product as hypothetical. The record is from RefSeq and is a predicted model, not a curated record. Bases 106 to 657 code for a protein of 183 amino acids. The transcript is spliced from 2 exons. Lineage: Eukaryota; Fungi; Basidiomycota; Tremellomycetes; Tremellales; Cryptococcaceae.